AUGAGGAAUGUUGCUGAAAUUAUAAGGCAAUCAAGUGUUCGAGAUAAUGUUGAUCGAAUAAAGCCAUUCGUAAAGGUACAAGAAGAUCGACGAAUUUCUUCUGAAUGGUUUCGAAAUAAAAGUUUUCCCGUUUUUGAUUUUAAUGUUCGAAAUAUUGAAGAGAAUCUCCGACGAAAAGAACAACUUGUCAAUAAUCUCAAAAAGGAGGUUAAAUUAUUAAUGGAAGAAGCAGUAACUCGCCGACACAUGAAUAUAAAAAGUAACUAUGUCGCUGCACUGUGUGCUGCGAUAGAAGAAUGUAUUUUGGAUGGCCUCAAACGACGUUUAUUAGGUUUAUUCGGUAUUCAGUCGACUUAUGCACUUAUUUAUAAUAUAUCUAAAUUUUGCCCCGAAGCUGCAGUUGUGCUUUCGAAAAUGACACAAAGUGAUGAACAAUAUGGGAGUUUAUUAUCGUCAAAAUUCGCUUGGAUUCAAAUCGGUCUAAUGGAGAAGAAAUUAUCUACAAUCUUAGAAUUCAUCCAUAGUUCUGUCUUAAUAUUUAUGGAUUUGUCCAGUAAUAUUUUAGACGAAAACGAUUUAAGAAGAGAAAUAUUGUGUUUCAGAUGCCGCAAAUAUUAUGAAAAGAGUGCAUUAAUGUUGGAUGCAGUCAAAGGUGGCGUCGUUGCUGCUCUUCUUGGUUAG
Molecule: messenger RNA, 681 nt
Organism: Dracunculus medinensis (Guinea worm)
Lineage: Eukaryota; Metazoa; Nematoda; Chromadorea; Rhabditida; Dracunculidae
Source: the annotation of a GenBank genome assembly